UGGAACGAUUCAAUGAGCGAUUUGACAGAUGAUGUGGCCUAACAUCUUGUGAAUUUUAGUUUAUUUUAAUUUGUAGUCUAAAACAUGCCAAAAUGAUUGUAUUUAGAUUAAUUUUAUUUAUGUUGUUUGUUUCCUUACAUCACUGUCGAUUACCGGACAAGGUAUAUUGUGUUAACGAAGAAUGUAGCGAACCCAUAUCCAGAGCGAAAACAUUACUGAGCUACAACAGUGGCGACUCAGACCUAAUAUCAUUCAAGGCAAAUGCUGACGCGAUAGUGCUAAUGAAAUCAGCUGGUGCAAACCCCGACCUAUGGUACGCACGAAUCAACGGUCAAGAGGGAUUAGUGAACUCCAAGUUUCUUCGUGAAACCAAACUAUUUGUGAAAGCCCCGCCGGUUAUCAAGCCGUUUGAGGUUAAAGCUCAGCCGCUACCAGCUGUGCAGCCUGACAAAGUUCAGCAAGCCCAUGAAGUGAUUGAUGGGACUACUAUUUAUACUACAGAGCCACCAACCACCGUUCCACAACAAGACAAUCCACCUGAAGUGCCUCAGAGUGAAAGUACACCCUCCUUGCCUCCUGCUGCUGAUGAAAAUGAGGUCCAACAAGAAGUGGUAGCUCCAACUGUUUAUAAUGACAGUGCUCAACCAUCUGUACCUAUCCCUGCACCUGAAAAUACUGCAAGUGAAACCAUUGAGGUGUCCAAUGUCCAAGAAAAACAAGAUUCUAUUGUAAUAGACAAUAACAAAAAUAUAGAAACUGUACCAAUUGAGACUAAAGAACCCACUCCUGUUGUGAGUCCUCCUGUAGUGCCGGCUAUUAAGCCACCAACUAUUCCAGCUUCUGUACCUGAGCAGGAAAUGCCUCAAGCUGAACUAAAUAUUGGAUCAGAAAAUAUUGAUAAUAUUAUUAAGACUGAAGCUAUUGAUAUAAAUAAUGCAAUACAAAAUGAGCCUGAGGCAUCUAUACUUCCAAUAGCUCAGCCUUUAUUAGCCAACCCUAGUGACAGUUCCAUGUUAUCUGAUAAUUUUGUUAAUGUGCCCGAGAAGAGCAACUUCAUUGAACCACCACCCACUCAGCCAGAAGCCACAGAAACUGAACAAAAUACUUCAACAAACAUAUUAAAUAACAUGGAAACUAUAACUGAAACUCAACCUGAGAUUCCUGAAGCCCAAGUGCCUAAUGAAAUUUUGUUGAACACGGAGCAAUCUAAGCCUAUGUUGGCCCAAAAUGAAGUGCCUAUUCCACCUCAAUUUGAUGAAGUUCCCCAGAAUGUAUUCAGCAACCCUCCAGAGAAUGUCAAUGGAGAAGCUGCACAUGAACCUAUGCCAACCCAGCCUCCACAGAAAGUUGAAGAACCUACUAUAGAGACUAUUGAACCAGUGCAAAGUUAUAUUUAUCCACCAAUAGAAGAGACUAUUCCUGAAACAAUUCCAGAACAAACCACUGCUGCCCCCAUAACAGACAGCCAAUAUAAUUACAUGCCGUCUGUAGCUGUCACAGAGGAACCAACUACAAGCAGCCCUAGUUACUACUCGGAGCCAAUAACAGAAGAGAGUGUUACUACAGAAGCAAUACCUCAGUAUGAUCCAACAGAAUCAACCACUGAGGCUGCUGCUCAAGAGGAUAGUUCCGAGGGAUUCCUCUCUGGCAUGUAUUCAACUAUUUCUGACAUGUGGCCGUCCUCCACGGAAUCUACACCCACUUCUGAAGGCUUGUACAUCACUGAAACAACUACAGAAUCAGUAGCAGAUAGCAAUGAGAAGCUAGAAAGUAUUUUGGAAGAAUUGACACCACCUCUACAUCCAGGGCAUAUCUAUCAUUCCCAAGAAAAUCAUGAGAGUGAGCCAGCGGAGCCAGUAGAAGAAGAGGGAGGUUUUUCAUUCCUGGGCUAUUUCACAUCUUUCUACUCCUCCCUGAUGGGUUGGAGUGAUGAAAAAGCUCUAUUUGCAUCACCAGGUGAGACUUGCUUCAAACAUGAGUUCCCCGAAGACGGAAGCCAAGGCAAGAACAGUCGUCUCCUCAUGUUCCUGCUGACCAGCGCUGGCUCCAUGCUGCUGUUCACUCUCGGCUACUACUACAUAGAUGUUAAGAGGCAAGACGGCAAGUUUGUGGGAAUGGUGAACUCAUUGCAAAGGGACUUGCUUUGUUCCACAAAGGAGUGUGAGAUCCUCAAAGAAGAGCUCACGACUACUAAAAGCAAGCUAGCCGGCAUCGAGGACAGUUCCUUCGGCAUGGACGACAUGGUCAAGUCUUUGAAAGACGAAAUCGAAGAGCUGAUGGCUCAAAACGAAAGACUGAGGCAUUCCUUAGACGAUAACGAGAAACUACUGCGAGUCUCAGAGAAUACUGCUGGGGAAUUGCAGAAUACAUUAGGAGAAGUGGAGAAUACAUUGAGUGAGCUUUUAGCUGAAAGGGCUCAGUCGGAAGAGCAUAUUGCGGAGUUGAACCAGAAGCUUCAAGCUUUUGAGGAGGAGUUAAUAUCAGUGAGUCGCGACCGGGACUCCUUCCAGCUUAAAUUCGUAUCCGCCGAAGCUGCCUUAGACGAUAUGAAGAGACAAAAGACGGAGCUUGAAGAGUUAAAUAAUAAGUUUUCUGACGCGGCCAACACUAUUGAGCUGCAGCGGCACGAAAUAUCGGCAUUGAAGGAUGCCCUGAAAGAGCUUCAAGCUGGCGGCUCGUCCAAUGUUGAUGUGUCGUCAUUGAUCGACCACACGGAAAUAAAAGCGCAACUGGCCAAGGCGCUAGAGGAGAAGAACUCAUUCGAAUCUAAGUUUAAAUCAGAGCUAGCGGAGCGCACCCGUCUAGCCGAGGAGUUGUCGGCCAACAGCGAAGCCCUAAGGGCGCGCGGGCAGCAGGCGGCCGAGGCCUGCACGCGGCUCGAGGUGCUCGAGAAGUACUUCCAGGAGAGGGAGGCUGAGCUUAUGAAAGAGCUAUCGACGAAAGAAGCGUUAUACCUGAGCAAGAAGGGAGAAUCGGCGAGCACGGUCGAGAAGAUAGAACUGCUGCAACAAGAGGUUCAGCGAUUCAAAGAGAAAUGCGACGCGCUAACCCUAGAGCUCGCCGAACAGGAAUCCUCCCGGCGCACCACAGUGGCCGAACUCGAGUCCCGCGCCCAUACUGCGUGGCUGGAAGCCAGGGCUGCCAAGAGACAGGCGGCGGCGGAGCAGGAGGCGAGCGCCGUGCUGCGGAGGAAACUGGGCGCUCUCACUGCCGCCGCCGAGGGGCCCGCGUCGCCGCAACAUAGAAUAUCAUCCCCGCUAGAAGCGACAGAGGGCGCGAUCCCGCCGCUGCCGCUCGCGUUCCUACCGCCGCCGCUGCUGCCGCCGCCGCCGCUGCCGCGCCCGCCGCCGCUCGGCCGCCUGCCCUCACCGCAUCCGCCGAGAUACGGCGACCGUCGCUACUCGCCCGACAGUCGCUACUCUCCUGAGACACGCUACUCGCCCGAGUCGCGCUACUCGCCUGGCCGCUACUCGCCAGGGACCGUGCGGUACUCGCCUGAUAGUCGCUACUCGCCUGAUAGACGGCGGCGGCUUUCUAGGGAAAGAUACAGCAAAGAUGGCGGGCGCGGUUCGCGGCACAACGGGCCUGUGAUGGACACCGAGACGGAGGCCUACUCCGACAGCCCCACGCGGUCGCCGCGGCGGAGACGCUACUCCAGACAUUCAGGGCCUAGUUCCGGUUCCGGUUGUUCGUCAGAGUCAGAUAAGUAAUAAAUAACUUACAAUACGCAAUCCAAUAUUUGUAUUAGUAUAUGUAUUUAUUGUAUAAUGUAAAAAACAAACCGAACACCAUGUAUAAUAAACGCAAUUGACUAUUUAUAAGCAACCCGGAAAUAACUGUGAAAAUUCUUCCUUAUGUUGAUCAAUUAAUAUUUUUUACAUAUUAUAUGAUAUGAUUAUAAAUAAAAUACUUUAUCGUAUUAGGUUUUGGCUAUUAUGCUAAUUAGGAUAUUGUAAUUGGAAAUGCCACACUUUUAUAUAAAAUAUGCAUUUAGCAUUUUGUAAAUUGUGUAGGUGGGUAUGUUAUAUUUUCUUUGGAAGGCACCAAAGAUUUAUUUUUUCUAUCUGUACCUGAUGAUACCUAUCUUCGCUAAAUUCACUUUCAAACCGUUUAUGAUGUUCCUAUUCCUACACUAAAAUGCCAUUCGUUUUUUUCGUAAUCUAGUUAAUUACCUCUUGAAUAGGAUACUUACUUAUUAUGAAAUACUUAACUAUUAAUUCUAUCAUUCUAUCGUUACCGAAUUUUUAUUGGACAUUUUUUUGAGUAUCACAACUUACAAAUGCCUGUUAUUCCAAAUGAUGAGCAAUUUAACUUAUUGAAAUAAUUGUUUCGUUAGUCAUUAAUGUAUAAUAUUAGAUAUGAUUUUUAAAUAAAUGAUUUUAUUUAAA
Plutella xylostella (diamondback moth) is the source of this 4388-nucleotide messenger RNA. It is a transcript of the gene Tango1, whose product is annotated as transport and golgi organization 1. NCBI's taxonomy places the organism in Eukaryota, Metazoa, Arthropoda, Insecta, Lepidoptera, Plutellidae. Gene Ontology annotation, biological process: protein secretion; endoplasmic reticulum to Golgi vesicle-mediated transport; vesicle cargo loading. Gene Ontology annotation, molecular function: protein binding. The record is from RefSeq and is a predicted model, not a curated record. Gene Ontology annotation, cellular component: endoplasmic reticulum exit site; endoplasmic reticulum membrane.